UUUACCCAAAUAAAGUGAUAUACGAUAAAAAUGGCUGCAAAGGGCACUGUUAAGGCGGUUGCUCUCAUCACCGGUGACAACAACAUCAGAGGUUCUCUUCAGUUCCUCCAGGAACCUACAGGAGCUACUCAUGUCAAAGGGAAGAUCACGGGCCUCUCUCCAGGUCUCCAUGGUUUCCAUAUUCAUCCCCUCGGUGACACCACCAAUGGCUGCAAUUCAACUGGCCCACAUUUCAAUCCACUGAAUAAGAGUCAUGGAGCUCCUUCUGAUCAACACCGGCAUGCGGGUGACCUGGGAAACAUAUUUGCUGGACCUGAUGGAAUUGCUGAGGUCUCCAUCAUGGAUAUGCAGAUUCCUCUAAGUGGUCAGCAUUCCAUACUGGGAAGGGCAGUUGUUAUACAUGCUGAUCCUGAUGAUCUUGGUAAAGGUGGGCAUGAACUUAGCAAGACAACUGGGAAUGCUGGUGCAAGAAUCGGAUGCGGUAUCAUUGGGCUUCAGUCAGCUGUUUAGCUGUGGUCUGUUGCAUCCAAGACUGGAUAUCUAGAAAUGCGGUAGAUUUGGUGUGGAAGUACUUGUCCCUGUUCUAGAUUUCCUUCAGAAAAAGUUAAGGGCAUGUCAUAUAGGAUUCCUUCUU
Telopea speciosissima is the source of this 634-nucleotide messenger RNA. Its product is annotated as superoxide dismutase [Cu-Zn] 2-like. NCBI's taxonomy places the organism in Eukaryota, Viridiplantae, Streptophyta, Magnoliopsida, Proteales, Proteaceae. The record is from RefSeq and is a predicted model, not a curated record. The transcript is spliced from 7 exons. Gene Ontology annotation, molecular function: superoxide dismutase activity; copper ion binding. Bases 31 to 510 code for a protein of 159 amino acids. Gene Ontology annotation, biological process: removal of superoxide radicals.